AUGGUGCGUCUUGUUUUCGUCUUUUCGGUCUUACUGGCCGGGCAACUGUGGUGUGCAGAGGCAAGACGGCCCGUGUUCUGCUACUACGCUUCCUGGUCCGCUUAUCGCCCCGGAAGGGGAGCCUUCAACGUGGAGGACAUCGACCCACAAAUUUGCACCCAUCUGCUGUAUUCGUUCUUCGGUAUCGACGAGGCGGGCUCGGUGAUAGUGUUGGAUCCCUGGCUGGACCUCGAGGUCGACGGUGGACUUGGUAACAUCCGUCGCUUCAACGAACUUCGUCUUGCCAAUCCGUCGCUCAAAACGUUGGCCGCUAUCGGUGGUGCUAGCAUCGAUCCGGUCUUGUUUCCCGCGCUGGCGGCCAACCCAUCCGCGAGAUCCGCCUUUGCCCGGAAUGCCCGUAGCUUCUGUCAGGAGCACGGAUUCGAUGGAGUGGACAUCGAUUGGGAAUUCCCAGGCCAUCACGAUGGUGACACUAGCAACGACAAAACGAACUUUGCGCUGUUGCUGCAAGAGCUGGCUGCUGAGCUGCAUCAGCAUGGGCUUCUGCUAACGGCAGCCGUAGCGGCCAGCGAACCGAUCGCCUCCAUCGCUUACGAUAUUCCGGCCACCGUUGUCCACCUGGAUUACGCUCUGCUGAUGGCGUACGAUUUCAAUGGGGCCUGGAAUGACUUUACCGGGCACAAUGCGCCGCUGUUCGUUGGUCCCUCCGAUCAGAACGAUUUCCAGCGGAUGUUGAACGUGGAGCACAGUGUAAACUACUGGUUGGGGCAGGGUGCCCCGGCCAAUAAGCUCGUUCUGGGUGUGCCUACAUAUGGCCGGUCGUUCACGCUCGCAAACCCACAGGAUAACGGUCUACGGGCGCCAUCCGUCGGUCCGGGAAAUGAGGGUCCAUACACCGGGCAACCGGGUCACAUCGCUUACUAUGAGGCAUGCGCGAUCAUUCAGCUCGAUGCCAGCUGGACUAGGGUUUGGGAGGACGUCCAGAGGGUAUCGUACGCAUUUUUCCAAGAUCAAUGGGUGGGUUACGACGAUCGAAACAGCAUUACCGAAAAGGGCAACUUUGUGGUCGCGCGAGGCCUGGCCGGUGUUAUGGUGUGGUCCAUCGAUAUGGACGAUUUCCAUGGGUACUGUGGGCCUAAAUUCAAUCUACUCGGAGCACUGAAUGAUAGCUUGAAUGUGUAA
Anopheles darlingi is the source of this 1182-nucleotide messenger RNA. RefSeq names its product acidic mammalian chitinase-like. The coding region runs from base 1 to 1182 and encodes 393 amino acids. Gene Ontology annotation, biological process: chitin catabolic process; carbohydrate metabolic process. The record is from RefSeq and is a predicted model, not a curated record. The transcript has 2 exons. Gene Ontology annotation, cellular component: extracellular region. Gene Ontology annotation, molecular function: chitin binding; chitinase activity. Lineage: Eukaryota; Metazoa; Arthropoda; Insecta; Diptera; Culicidae.